Molecule: messenger RNA, 2615 nt
Organism: Paramormyrops kingsleyae
Lineage: Eukaryota; Metazoa; Chordata; Actinopteri; Osteoglossiformes; Mormyridae
Product: neuronal migration protein doublecortin-like
Biological process (GO): retina development in camera-type eye; intracellular signal transduction; axoneme assembly
Cellular component (GO): axoneme
Source: RefSeq, a predicted model, not a curated record
CCAGCGGCGGCGCCGACCACGCAUGCAGAGGCUCCCAGGCUGAAGCGCAGACAAAGACACUGAGAUCGUCUGGCUCUUCUGCAGCAUCCACACCCUCCCGGAUCAGGCGCUCCGAUUUGGACCAGCAUUGACAGCAGCACAACUGCCCUAGUCGUCCCCUUCUCCUCUUGCCAUGGACCAGGACUUCGGCCACUUUGAUGAGCGGGACAAGGUCUCCCGGACCCCCCGGGGGUCUCGUGCCAACGGGCUGCCCAGCCCCACGCACAGCGCUCAUUGCAGCUUCUACCGGACGCGCACGCUGCAGGCGCUCACCAACGAGAAGAAGGCCAAGAAGGUGCGCUUCUACCGCAACGGCGACCGCUACUUCAAGGGCAUCGUGUACGCGGUGGCCAUUGACCGCUUCCGCACCUUCGACGCACUGCUCGCCGACUUGACGCGCUCCCUCUCCGACCACAUCAACCUGCCACAGGGGGUGCGCUUCAUUUUCACCAUCGAUGGCACCCGCAAGAUCAUGUCCAUGGACGAGCUGGAGGAAGGAGAGAGCUACGUCUGUGCCUCAGAGAACUACUACAAGAAAGUGGACUACACAAGGAACGUCAACCCCAACUGGUCGGUGAACGUCAAGGCCUCUGCCUCCCAGAGGGGCCUGCAAUCGCUGGCCAGCGCCAAGGGGGUCAACGAGGUCAAGGAGAGCAAGGAUUUUGUGCGGCCCAAGCUGGUGACGGUGAUGCGGAGUGGCUCCAAGCCGCGCAAGGUCGUCAGGGUGCUGCUGAACAAGAAGACGGCGCACUCCUUCGAGCAGGUGCUCACCGACAUCACCGAGGCCAUCAAGCUGGAGAGCGGCGUGGUCAAGAAGAUCUACACGCUGGACGGAAAGCAGGUCACUUGCCUCCAGGACUUCUUCGGUGAUGAUGAUGUCUUUAUUGCUUGCGGUCCAGAGAAGUUUCGAUACGCUCAAGAUGACUUCUCAUUGGAUGAGAACGCACACUUUCCACCUGGAGCCAAAUCCAAAUCAGCCCAUGGAAGUUUUAAUCAAGAGUGCAGAGCCAUGAAGUCGAUCCCUAAAAGCAGCUCACAGAAGACCAAGAGCCCAGGCCCUUCUCGUCGCACCAAGUCCCCCGUCGAAUCCACCAGCGGGACCGGCUCCAGCAGUCAGAUCUCCACUCCUAUCUCCAAGCAGUCCCCCAUCUCCACGCCCACCAGCCCCGGCAACCUCCGCAAGCACAAGGUACACAACUCAGGCUGCACACUCCUCAGCACUGAACGGCCGGUUACGUGGCUGGAUAGGGAUACAGCAUGCUAGGACUGUCUUUCAUGAUUGUCAUUGACGGUGCUGUGCAGAGGCCUUUCGAGGGGCAGGUGCUCGAAGGUGGGGGGGGGUGGUAAAUCACCGGAGGGGCACUUUCAGACGUUCAUUCCGAGGCCGUAGCCAUGUAGCCAACAUUAGGGGGAAAAAGGCUGUAAUCAUAAUAUAUAUUCGGGAGGACAUUGUGAGCACAUUUCACAUGUCCCCCCCCAAUAUAUAUAAUAAUUAUAGCCAUGGUUCAUUCAAACCCUGUGCCCCCCCUCCCAGAUUAGUUCCUUCCCAAAUAUUAUAGCCACCCAGGAAUACAGUGCCAGCGAUGCUGAUACAGUAAGACUCACGGUGGCGUUGACUCAUGCUGCUCGCCCUUCCUUUGGUGUGACAGGACCUAUACCUGCCCCUCUCUCUGGAUGACUCUGACUCCAUGGGAGACUCCAUGUAGACCGUCACUGUUGACAACCCGGCCAGCCAAGCAGAGGUAUCUAUGGUGCUCACCACAUCCCAGACCCCCCCCCACAAGCAAGGGUUGGGAGAUUCCUCCUCCCCGUGCACCAAAACUGCCCACCUUCACCAGCCCUGCCGGCUAGAUGCUUUCGAUACGGCGGUCCACCCCAGAUCGCUACUCUUGGUGUUCAAUUGGUUUUCCUGUGAAGUUUCAAGGGUAUAUGCUGGGCAUAUGCUUAACAUAUGUAGGCAUUAACACACAACGUUGCUGUCCACUCACAUCGCUUCUCCUUCUCUUGAAAGGGCACUGAUAUUUAGCAUAUACCAGGAGGACAAGAUAAGUGAAAAUAUAAAAGUGUCUUCUGUAGAGUGCAUCUCUCUCCAAUUCUGUAUUUCACUUUUCACAUGUUACUUUAUAUCACUGAGCUAGCUAGCAGAUUUUUUUUUUAUCCAAAGUGACUACGGUAGCUUACACGUGAGUCCUUUUUAAAGUAAGAAUCCUUUAAGCUUUUAGCUGUUGCGCACAUUUUUCGCUUCAAGGACCUGACUUCAGAGCCCUUUGAUUACAAGUCCAGUUGCAUUAAAAUAACUUUUUUUUCUAAGCACUCAUUAAUGAUGUAAAAUUGUUUUUUUUUUUAAAGCAAUGAGGUAGCAGGUGGCUGAUUUGCUUCUUUUUGAAUUCAGGGUGCUUUCUGAAGGUUCAAACACUCAAAGCACUCGCUCCUGUUGGAACAAUGUUUCAUUCGCUUGUGGGGGUUUUACUUAAACAAAAGUGUUCUGAGGGCAGAACAAAAAAUUAUUGAUUUAGAGAAAUAAUCAAUCACAUUGUAGAGGAGGUGGGCCCAAGCAACUAGAGGAAGCGGGACCA